UUGUCCUUGAAAGCACUUUGUUAUCAAUGUAAAAUUCCGAAAGACAAGUUAAAGAUAUGCGACUUAUUUUUAUUUCUUUAUUUCUUAAAUUUUCUAGUGUGAAUAUCUCAUCUGGAUACGACGAUAUAUCGGCACGUAAACCAACUAAACAAGGUCGUCAAAUAACGGAUGUGGCAGAAAAUGCUGUAGACAGAUCUCUGUCCACCUGUUCCUCUACUGACGCCUCUGAUACUGAUAAAAAUAGAUAUAAUCCAGCGUGGUGGUAUGUAGAUCUUCAAAAGAUAAAAAGUAUAUACGACGUAGAGAUUUACUUCAGACUUUAUAGUACCAGCUAUGAACAACGACAAAGAGAACGUAUGUAUGGAUACAAACUGUACAUCUCUAACAGUACAGCCUUCAGUCUCCUACACGAGGCUUACCUGUGUUACAAUCAUACAGGACCAGAUCUACCUGAUCUUAAUGUUACUCAUAUAUGUGUUUCUUUUGGACGAUACGUAAUUUUCUACAACGAAAGAGUUCAUGGUGUGCAUUAUCCGGGCGAUAAGAUUACAUAUACACAGUUGUGUGAAGUUAUAGUACAAGGUUGUGAACUGGAUUAUGUUUAUGGGAGUUUCUGUAAUGAAACCUGUCCAUCAAAUUGCCAGGAAAGAAGGUGUUACGUAACUAAUGGAACGUGUGUUGGAUGUACUGAUGGUUGGAUCGGAGAACAGUGUCUUGAUGCUUGUGUAGCUGGAUUUUAUGGAGCUGAAUGUAAAAGAAAAUGUUCAGACCGAUGCAGAAAUUCUUAUUGUGAUCAUGUAACUGGUUAUUGUGAGGGAUGUCGAAUAGGAUGGAUGGGACGUGACUGCAAUAAAUCAUGCAAUUAUGGGACAUACGGAGAAAAUUGUGAAAAGAAUUGUAGUGUGAACUGUGCAAAGAAGGAAAAUUGCGACAGAGAAAGCGGAGCUUGCGAUGACGGAUGUGUACCGGGUUUUAAACGCUCAAAAUGUGAAGAAGAAUGUGAUUUUGGUUCAUAUAGCGUAAAUUGUUUAAAACUAUGCAGUGGAAACUGCUUUGAAAAUACAACCUGUAAUAAGGUUAAUGGGGAAUGUAUGGAUGGAUGUAGAGAAGGCUUUCAGGGAAUUAUGUGCAAUGAAACUUGUGACCUUGGUACAUUUGGACUAAACUGUUCUAAAAUAUGCAGCAGCCAUUGUGUAAACAACUCCUGCCAUCACGUGACUGGCUCCUGUGAUAGUGGUUGCAUGCCCGGAUGGAAGACUGACAAAUGCUUCGAAAAAUGUAGUAAUGGAACAUAUGGUAUUAUGUGUAAAGAGAAAUGCAGUGGAAAUUGUUUGAACAUUAAAACAUGUCACUAUGUCAGCGGUUAUUGUAAUCACGGAUGUCAGGCAGGAUAUAAAGGCGAGAAAUGUGAUGCACCAUGUGACUCGGGAACCUUUGGCGAAAAUUGUUCGCGGAUGUGUUCUCUAAACUGCUAUGAUAUAUGUGAUAAAGUCAAUGGUCUCUGUAAAUGCAAAAAAGGAUGGGUUGGCAUUAAUUGUUCCGAAGUGUGUCCACCUGGUACGUAUGGAGAAGACUGUGGAGAGGAGUGUAGUGGAAACUGUGUUAACAACGAUACCUGCUACCACAUCAAUGGACAUUGUCUCUGGGGCUGCAUUGAAGGAUUCCGAGGGAAACGCUGUGAUCAACAAUACAAAUUAGUCGGUUUUCAAGGAUCAUAUAUGGAAGAAGGAGACAAAGCUGAUGGACUUACAGCAGGAUUAGUAAUUUCAUUAAUGCUGAAUGUCGGACUCUUAUUCUUAAUAGUACUUCGUAUCUUCAGAAAGAAGAAAACUGUAGAGAAAAAUGACCAACCUUCUUAUGAGAUCAGUGACAGAGAGGGUACUCAACGAAGAUCAACCUCUGAUUGCCAUGUUGAGAAUCAUGUUUACGAGGAGCUAAAUCCGUCGACAUUUAUCGAAACCUCUCGUUAAAUGAUAUGAGAACAAGUUCUGUAUAAUUCCUACUGAAAACAUUAGAAUUAUUUUGUUAAAAGAAAUUGAAUGUACACACAGGUACCGUAAUUCUGAAGAUGAUAUUAAAAGAUGUCCGAGUUUCUGUUUGACAUUAUCUAUGUGGUUUUUGGAGACUAUGUCUUCCAACAAUCUUUUGGAAUUCCCGUGGGGACCAAUUGCGCCCCGUUAUCAGCUGAUGUAUUUCUUUAUCAAAUGCAGAGGAAUUUGUCGAAAUCUUAUACGUGAACAGAAAAACGUUGCUAAGGCAUUAAACUCAAUAUUUAGAUAUAUCACCGACGUAUUGUUAACAAUUGUUAUUUCCAUUCUGAUAUUGAUACCAUAUAUUCCUGUGAGCUUGAAAUAAUAUAUACCACAAAGUCUGACUCAUCUGUUUCUUAUUUAGAUAAUUCUUUUGAAAAAUACCUCAAUGGUGAUCUGACUACCAAACUUAAUGAUAAACGUGAUGACUUUAACUUUUCAAUCGUCAACUCCCCUUACUUAUACAGCAAUAUGCUUUUAGCACCAGCAUACGUGAUUAAUCUCUCUCAGUUGACUCAAUACGCUAGAACAUGUUCUGUGUAUGUACGCAAGAGCAUGAUUUUUGUAUGUGCAAUUUCUUACAAAACGAGGUAGAUUACUAACAGAGAUAUUGAUGAAACAAGAAUAUCAGAAACCGCUUUUAAAGUAAUUCCGAAAGUUCUAUGGUCGAUAGAGAGACCUUGUCAGCAAAUACAAUUUAUCAUCGAUUCGAUUCCUGACUGACGUUUUACAUAUUAGUUGUUAGGUCUCCCAUUAAUUUGUUGAUGAAUUU
Molecule: messenger RNA, 2802 nt
Organism: Saccostrea cuccullata (small rock oyster)
Lineage: Eukaryota; Metazoa; Mollusca; Bivalvia; Ostreida; Ostreidae
Product: multiple epidermal growth factor-like domains protein 11
Exons: 13
Coding region: 57-1970 (637 amino acids)
Biological process (GO): heterophilic cell-cell adhesion
Molecular function (GO): scavenger receptor activity
Source: RefSeq, a predicted model, not a curated record